UAUUUUCAAGUAAAAGAAUUUUCAAGCUUCAAGAAUUCUUCUAAAAAGCAGGAGAACUGCCCCCAGGAACAGAUGUACUUGGAUAACAAGGAUGACAGUGUGGUUUCUAGACAAGAAAUGGAGCUGAAUCAGACCCCUUCACAUCAAACCAGUUUAUCUGCAAGAGUGGCAACCAAACCGGGGACCAGAAGUUGCAAUGAGCUGUGGCUCUUAAAAGAGUAUCAUGGCAUGGUAACGAGUCUUGGAGAGCCACACACCCCCUGUGAAAAAGCAGCAAUUGAAGAGGAUGGCUGCGUUGCUCUGGGGAAGGAUUUCACUCAAGUCCCCAUGCAGGGAAGAUACCACUUCAAUUUUUCCAAAUUGUUCAGCUCAAGGUCAAGAACCACUUGCUUUACAGAGAAGACACCACUGCUGAAGGUUUCCUCAGAGGAAAAUGGGUUGCCAUGCAUGGGUCUUCAUAACCCAGGUUUUACCACAGAUGAUGAUUCAUGGGACAACAGCUCUGCUGAAUUUGAACAGAGAUUUCAUCUGGGAAGUGAAAUGACCAGUUUGUCUAGAUCUGCUUCCUCUGAGAAAUAUGAAAUCUUGGAUAACCUUCAUGUCAAGUUCAAUUUAUCAAAGAUGAGAUGCUGUCUAAAAUUCCUGAAAAUUUCAGUCCUUUUUAUCUUUGUGGUAGUCUGCUCUAUUUUGUUUGGCAUUUACCCAGAUCAACACGUGUCCUGGCAGAUGUUGGCUGUCUCGCCUCUGGAAAGCUUCUCUAUGAAUUUGACAGACUUUCGUGACUCUGCUCUGUUGAAGUUAGACAUAGGAGGCCCAUUUGCAGCAGAUGUAGCUGACGAACAAACACAAGAAUACAUUUUAGUACAAGUCAGCCAGACUGAAGAAACUGGAUCAAGGAGGAGACGCCAACAGCAGGUGGUAUACAACUGGUCUUUACCCUUAAGUUCAAGAAGAAAUCAGCAAAUCAUCACAACCAGAACCUUUCAGAUACCAAACAGAGGCACCAUCUUCUUAAACAUUCAAGCUCUCCUGCAGCAACCUGGAAGUGUUCCUCUCUCCAUGAAACAUCAAUACCUUCAUGCAAAUAUAGAGGCACAAGUAACAAUUGCAUCCAUCAUCUUAUUAGGCGUCUAUGUGCUGAUCAUACUGGAAAUCGUUCACAGGACUCUUGCAGCGAUGCUAGGCUCUUUGGCAGCUUUGGCUGCAUUAGCUGUUAUUGGGGAGAGGCCGAGUAUGGUCAAAGUGGUAGAGUGGAUUGAUUAUGAGACACUGGCACUGCUGUUUGGAAUGAUGGUUUUAGUGGCCAUAUUUUCAGAAACUGGAUUCUUUGAUUACUGUGCAGUAAAGGCUUAUCGAUUCUCUAGAGGCAAGGUGUGGGCCAUGAUUACGCUUCUGUGCCUUAUUGCUGCAAUUCUUUCUGCAUUUUUGGACAACGUUACCACAAUGUUGCUCUUUACUCCAGUAACCAUAAGGCUCUGUGAAGUACUGAAUCUUGAUCCAAGGCAUGUCUUGAUUGCAGAAGUAAUCUUCACAAAUAUUGGGGGGGCUGCCACAGCUGUUGGGGAUCCUCCCAAUGUGAUUAUUGUUUCCAAGCAGGAGCUGAGGAAGCAGGGAUUGGAUUUUGCAGCCUUCACAGGACACAUGUUUAUUGGAAUCUGCCUUGUUGUUCUGGUUUCCUUUCCUUUUCUUGGACUUCUUUACUGGAACAAAAAACUGUAUAAUAAGGAGCCGAGUGAAAUCGUUGAACUGAAACAUGAGAUCUAUGUUUGGAGGUUGACUGCUCAGCGCAUUAACCCUGCCAGCAGGGAAGAAACUGCCGUGAAAUGCCUCUUGAUGCAGAAGGUGCUGACUCUGGAGAUACUCCUGAGGAAGAAGCUCAGGACAUUCCACAAGCAAAUUUCACAAGAAGAUAAAAACUGGGAAACAAAUAUUCAGGAACUCCAGAAAAAACACAGAAUAACAGACAAAAUCCUUCUCGUCAAAUGCCUUACUGUGCUGGGAUGUGUUAUUCUGAUGUUUUUUCUCAACUCAUUUGUUGCAGGUGUCUACUUAGAUCUUGGCUGGAUUGCCAUUUUGGGAGCCAUUUGGCUGCUAGUGCUAGCAGACAUCCAUGAUUUUGAGAUGAUAUUAAGCAGAGUGGAAUGGGCAACCCUUCUUUUCUUUGCAGCAUUAUUUGUUCUCAUGGAGGCUUUGGCUCAUCUGCAUUUAAUAGACUACAUAGGAGAACAGACAGCUUUGCUAAUAAAGGUGGUUCCUGAGGACCAGCGCUUGGCAGUGGCCAUCAUUUUAGUGCUCUGGGUAUCUGCUUUGGCCUCAUCUGUGAUUGACAAUAUCCCAUUUACAGCUACAAUGAUUCCUGUUCUUCUCAAUCUGAGUAAAGAUCCUGAUGUUAACUUGCCUAUUAAACCAUUAAUAUUCUCGUUGGCCAUGGGUGCAUGCCUUGGAGGCAAUGGAACACUGAUUGGAGCAUCUGCAAACGUUGUUUGUGCAGGAAUUGCUGAACAGCAUGGCUAUGGCUUCUCCUUCAUGGAAUUCUUCAGGUUAGGUUUCCCCAUGAUGAUCGUGUCCUGUACCAUCGGGAUGUGCUAUCUUCUUGUUGCUCAUGUUGUAGUAGGUUGGAAUUCAUAA
Lagopus leucura (white-tailed ptarmigan) is the source of this 2628-nucleotide messenger RNA. RefSeq names its product OCA2 melanosomal transmembrane protein (gene OCA2). The transcript is spliced from 24 exons. Lineage: Eukaryota; Metazoa; Chordata; Aves; Galliformes; Phasianidae. The coding region runs from base 73 to 2628 and encodes 851 amino acids. The record is from RefSeq and is a predicted model, not a curated record. Gene Ontology annotation, biological process: transmembrane transport; melanin biosynthetic process; melanocyte differentiation. Gene Ontology annotation, cellular component: melanosome membrane.